AUGCUGUGUUUCCGCCAGAGCGUUGUGGUGGUUCUCUUGUUCUAUGCGCUGCCUAGCGCCACUGUCGAUCUCGCACAGUGCAACAUCGAUAUACAGGCGCGUUUGGAUAACGGCACGCUUUCUCCAUCAGAUCCCAUCUUCUAUUACAAUGGCACUUCAUAUCUGUCUCAGCGAGACGAUCUUCAACUCACAAUCCUAGGGUGCGAGACAUCAUGCCCGCAUUCGCGAGAUGAAUUCUACGACGAUAUCGGACCACGGUUGUUAACAUGGCUGAUUCCGAUCUUGCUGAUGAUCGGAAACAUUCAUCUUCCACGCAUUGGAUUCAAACAUCGGGUGUUGAUCAUCUUCCACCACAUUGGAGACCCCAUAGAUGCUAUGUGGUCGCUUUUAACCAAAGCUGAGGUUUGGAGUCGUUUUUAUUCCAUGGCGCAAUGGAACUCCGACGGACGUCCUGACGCGUCGUCCAACCCUGGAACCCAGGCUGUGAUUUGGUGUGCGAUUGAAGAGCUCACGGGAGAUAUGGGGAGUGUCGUCUCACUUUUGCGAGAAAUCCACAGUGAAUCUGGCCAUACCCUCAGUCGAGACGACUUGAACCACAUCCUGGCCGAGACGGCAGACGAAUUGGUUGACAGCCGUACGAACGAGGUCUUACGAGCGCUGUUGGUGAUCUUUAACUACCUGUGGAGCAUCAUCGCGGCAUUCGUGCCUUCGAUUGGCGGCACAUCAUCUAGUCAACCAGGUGGCCGAAUUGGUACUGCCAUGUUCCUGAGUUUCAUCAUUAACUCCGUGAUGCUCAGCAACACUCUCUCGGGGUUCUCCUCAAGACGAACUUGCCUGCGAAUCCUCGAACGUUACAACCGGACUGUCAAAGAGCGGGGUCACCGCGAUCAGCAUCUGUUUUCGAAAAUCAAAGCCAGGACGUCGACUUGGUUCUUCCACGGGAAGAAUAAGAAGGCCCAGCCCGACGACUACAUUGAUGCUCAACCAUGGAAUGGUGCAGUUUAUUGCUUCCGGCCGAACAAGAAACUGGUGCCUAGCCAUACGCCAGGCGACCGAUCUCCGUUCAUCUUACUAAUUCUCGCUGCCUUGCCUGUUCUGGCAUCCGUUUCCUGUGCAUUCGCUAUUAUUUGGAUUACACCCACUAUCGGACUCAGUUGUCGCAAUCUUUGGGUUCUCAGCCUCGGCCUUGUCUUCUUGGUUUCUCCUAUCCUCACUUGGGUAUUCUCACUGGUGGCUAGCGGAAAGUAUCAUUGGUACCUCACCACAGCAAAAGAUGCCAUGAUCUCACUUUCCGUCCUCACCAUCGUCAUCCUCUCCAGCACCGGUCUCUUCAACACCUGCUGGUGCUGGAGCGCCGUGUACAGCCUAGGCAUCCACGCCCACGUCAUCCUCGACCCCAUCGACGAGCGCAAACACUACGGCCUCACCCUCUACCCCACCCUCGUCGGCAUCUGCCUUGGCCUCCAACUCUUUGCCUACAUUUCCAUGUACCUCAUCAUGCGCCCCGGCGCCCACGUCUUCCGCCUCAGCGAAGACGAGAAGAUGGCCAACUACCGCACUCUGGGGGAGGACUUCAUGACCUUGCCGCCGCCGGCGAUCAGCCCGUCACUGGGUCCGUCGCAUCGACGGAGGAGCUCGGCCGCGUCAAUCGGGGAGCGUGCGAGGAGUAUGAGUUUUGGGGAGCCGUCGCCGAUUUCUUCGGGGGCGUUGUCGCCGGAAUGGCAGGCGUCGGAGCACCCGCUUCUUGGUUCUCCUCGGCGAGGUGAACGCUCUUGA
Messenger RNA from Eremomyces bilateralis CBS 781.70, 1776 nucleotides. RefSeq lists its product as uncharacterized. Bases 1 to 1776 code for a protein of 591 amino acids. Lineage: Eukaryota; Fungi; Ascomycota; Dothideomycetes; Eremomycetales; Eremomycetaceae. The transcript is spliced from 3 exons. The record is from RefSeq and is a predicted model, not a curated record.